Molecule: messenger RNA, 1774 nt
Organism: Dipodomys ordii (Ord's kangaroo rat)
Lineage: Eukaryota; Metazoa; Chordata; Mammalia; Rodentia; Heteromyidae
Gene: Mlx
Product: MLX, MAX dimerization protein
Exons: 8
Coding region: 46-780 (244 amino acids)
Biological process (GO): regulation of transcription by RNA polymerase II
Cellular component (GO): nucleus
Molecular function (GO): RNA polymerase II cis-regulatory region sequence-specific DNA binding; DNA-binding transcription factor activity, RNA polymerase II-specific; protein dimerization activity
Source: RefSeq, a predicted model, not a curated record
CAGGGGACCCGCCUGCUGGCUCGUUUCCGGUUCGGUAAGUCCAAGAUGACCGAGCCCGGCGCUUCUCCGGAGGACCCCUGGGUUAAGGUGGAGUAUGCCUAUAGUGACAACAGUCUGGACCCUGGGCUUUUUGUAGAAAGCACCCGCAAAGGGAGUGUAGUGUCCAGAGCUAAUAGCAUCGGUUCCACCAGUGCCUCUUCUGUCCCCAACACAGAUGACGAGGACAGUGAUUACCAUCAGGAGUCCUACAAGGAGUCCUACAAAGACCGCCGGCGGCUAGCUCACACUCAGGCUGAGCAGAAGAGGAGGGACGCCAUCAAGAGAGGCUAUGAUGACCUUCAGACUAUUGUCCCUACCUGCCAGCAGCAGGACUUCUCUAUUGGCUCCCAAAAGCUGAGCAAAGCCAUCGUUCUACAGAAGACCAUUGACUACAUCCAGUUUUUGCACAAGGAGAAGAAAAAGCAGGAAGAGGAAGUGUCCACACUACGCAAGGAUGUCACAGCUCUAAAGAUAAUGAAAGUGAACUAUGAGCAGAUUGUGAAGGCACAUCAGGACAACGUCCACGAGGGGGAGGACCAGAUCUCUGACCAGGUCAAGUUCAACGUGUUUCAAGGGAUCAUGGAUUCCCUAUUCGAGUCCUUCAAUGCCUCCAUCUCCGUGGCCAGCUUCCAAGAGCUGUCAGCCUGUGUCUUCAGCUGGAUUGAGGAGCACUGUAAGCCGCAGACCCUACGAGAGAUUGUGAUUGGGGUGCUGCAUCAGUUGAAAAACCAACUUUACUGAUGGCUCCUGGAAACCUGCUAAGCAGCCAACAAGAGGCCUUUGAGUCUACUAUCUGGCCAUGGGACUGCUGGGCCUCCAAAGGGACUGCAACACCUUACACCGGUUGGCUGGUUUCUACUUGGUGUUUGGUUUUCCUAGCUCUACUUUAUCUUUAGUGGGGCUAGAAUGUUUGUUUUGUGAAAGUUCCUGAUUAAUUUAUUAUAUUGACCAUAAAGUCAAAUCUACCCAGUCUUCCCUCUCCUGGUAGAAUUCCUUAGGACAGGAAUUUGUUCUGAGUACUUUUGAGAGUUCCUGGCCUUUCUGCCCUCAGAUUUCUGCUUGUGAUCCACAUAUAUUUAGAAGCUGUUGGCCUCUGUCUUGGUGUCUUGGGUAAUAAUUGGCUCAAGUGUCGACAUUUUGGCUGUAGUUGAGUGGCGGAGGAGGGAAGGGAAACAGUCCCACUGCCAUGAGGGUGAAAGGCCACCUUGUAUCUGACUAGAACUGCCUACUCAGUGCUUCUGUGGCACUUUGGUCCUCUCUGCUGCGGGCACCGGGAGCAGCAGCCUCCUGUCUACCCUGCACUCGCCUUCCUAUAGGCACUGGCACAGCAUGGCAAAGGCAGGCAUGAUACAGCACUACACAUUUGAAAUUUUUUAUUUUCUUAAAUACUAACAAUGCAGUUUUGCCACAUUUACAAUUUUGGAAAAUUAAACAAGGAGGCCUCAACAUCACUUCAGCUUUUCUGUCCAGUGUGUCUGGGUCUCUGCCAGUGUUGCCCACAUUUCUCCCAGAACUUGGGGUGAGGCAAAAGGGUAUAGAAGACACUUGGGUCUUCUGGGAUUAGUCCUGGGUGAUGCUUUGGGCUCCUCAAAUACUGAUAUUUAGUAGCAGCUUUACCUUUGUUUCCCAAGCUCCCUGCUGCCUUCCUCAGGUUUGAUAUCUGGGAGGUUUGAAUAUCCAGAGGAAAUUAAAUAUUUUUAUAUGAAAUUAUAUCACAAUAAAUAUUGCCAAAUGC